Molecule: messenger RNA, 1593 nt
Organism: Dacryopinax primogenitus
Lineage: Eukaryota; Fungi; Basidiomycota; Dacrymycetes; Dacrymycetales; Dacrymycetaceae
Product: cytochrome P450
Exons: 11
Coding region: 1-1593 (530 amino acids)
Molecular function (GO): oxidoreductase activity, acting on paired donors, with incorporation or reduction of molecular oxygen; iron ion binding; heme binding
Source: RefSeq, a predicted model, not a curated record
AUGGCAACCGGAUUGUCUAAUCUGUUCUAUGACUCUGGUGUAUAUGGCGCCGCUUUGGGUGCGUUCGUCUUAUGGCGCGUUCUUGUGAACCCUCGGAGAGUCAAACCGGAUGUUCCCGUCGUUGGCAGUCGAGUUCUCUUUGGCUGGGUGACUGCUGUUAAAUCGAUACUCGGCAGCAAGCAAUUACUGGAGGAAGGUUAUCGGAAGUAUAAGGACCGCACCUUUGAGUUUCCUGGAUUCUUUGCUCCGACGUACGUUGUCUCCAGCCCGGAACUGAUAACGGAAGUCCGUCGAGCUUCGGACAAAGACCUCUCUUUCUGGACGGAGCUUGUGGAGGCACAUGGGAUGCGCUAUACAUUCACUGAAAACAUGGCAGACGACUCUUGGCAUUUCGCACUCCUACACAGGACGCUGUCAUCAUCCCACGUAGACGCCCUAUUUCCGGACGUUAUCGAUGAGAUGAGAUACGCGUUCGACAAGGUAUUCGCAGUGCCGGAAAGCGGAGGAAAGAGCAUCAAGUUUUACGAUUCGAUUCUGGAGCUUGUGGUCCGUAUCAACAACAGGAUGCUCGUUGGGCUUCCAUUAUGUCGAAGUGACGACUACACGAAGUACAGCUGCACCUUCUUGAAAAGAACUGCAACAUCAGCAUUCUAUCUCUCCAUGCUGCCUGAGCGGCUGAGAGCUCCUGUGGUUUGGCUGUUUGGAAUGAGGAAGCCAAUCAACGAAGGAGGAAGAUACCUUGCUCCUGUCAUCGAUGAGCGCCGGAAAGCGGGACAGGAGGAAGAAAACCCUAACGAUUUCCUACAAGCCAUGAUCGACAACGCUCCACCAAAUUGUCAAGAUGCACAAGAGCUCGCUGUACGAUUGGUGUCCACGAACCUCGCGAGUACGCACACCACCGCGUUGCCAUUUACCAGGGUAUUCUAUGAUCUGCUCGCACAUCCGGAAUGCCUUGAACCCCUCCGAGAAGAAGCCAAGUCCGCUAUCGUGGACUACGGAUGGACAAGUGAAGGCAUAAGAGCAAUGGUCAAAUUGGACAGCUUCUUCAAGGAGUCGAUGAGGUACCGGGGCAUCCAACUAACGAGCUUGAACCGUCAUGUUAUGCGGCCCACGCUUUUGUCGGAUGGCAUUCUCCUCCCUGCUGGUGCCAGUCUCGUCGCGGAUGCAUGGGGAGUCCACCACGACCCGGAGCUGUAUCCGGAGCCUGACACCCUGGAUCCCUGGCGAUUCUCGAGGAAGAUUGAGCAAGGUGACAGUGUCGUCCACAACGCUUUCUGGACAUCUAGCACCGACUAUCUUGUGUGGGGUCACGGGGCACACGCUUGCGCAGGGAGAUUCUUUGCGACCUCGGUUCUCAAAGCAGUCAUGGCCUACAUUCUAUUGACAUACGACUUCAAAUUGCCCGAUGGAGAAAAAGAGCCUAAGCUGGACACGUGCAUUUCGGUAGCGGCGUUGCCGCCCAUGAAGGGCAAAUUCGACUUCCUUCAGUGGAUGAUGGACGCUGCUGAAGGGGAUCAGGCCAAGCCACACGACCUGAACCUGCGGAUACUGGGGGUGAACUUCGCCGCUACGCACACUUCUACCAUGACAUGA